AACAGCUGACUGAAGCAUUUUUAUCCCCUUCCGUCUCUUUCGGUGUCAUAUUCGAGAGCGAAAUUUUAAGUUUUAUAAAAUAAAACAAAUAAUAAGGACGCGAGACGCACUGGCAAAUGGCGAGUCACACCUGAUGAGAUGUUUAAAGUCCUGAUUCCUGCAUUUCCAAUCAAAAUUCCCAGUGCCAUUGCCAGACGUUUCAAUAUAACAAAUAACAUCAAAGGAAAACCCACGGAAAUGGAAACCAGCUACGACCACAACAGGAGGUGGACGCCCGUUCAGGAUGGCAAUAGUGACAACAGGAGCGCCAGAAAACUGCCCACCUUUAAGCUAGUCUCGUACAACAUACUGGCCCAGGACCUCUUGCUGGAGCAUCUGCAUCUGUACCAGAACAUCCAGAAGGAAUUCCUCACGUGGCGUCGUCGCCAGCAGAACCUGCAGCGAGAACUGAUCCGGCUGAAUCCCGACAUCCUGUGCCUGCAGGAGAUCCAGUUCGAUCACCUGGCCCCGUUCAUUCAGGGUCUGCGCGUGGGCAGUGGCCGGCGACUGGCGUAUGUGUACAAAAAGAAGACUGGACAUCGGACGGACGGCUGUGCCAUUGUCUAUGACUCGGACAAGUUUCAGUUGCUGGAUCAGCAAGCUGUGGAGCUUCAUGACCCCGAUGUGGCUCUGCUCAACCGCGAGAUGGUGGCGCUAUUCGCCAAGUUUCGGUUCAAGGACUAUCCGGAACCCAAGGAAUUCGCAGUGGCCACCACCCAUUUGCUGUACAACCCAAAAAGGUCAGACGUGCGCUGUGCUCAGGUGAGCAGAGCUCUAAGGGAGCUGAACACCUUUACCGCAGACGAAACACCUGCAGUCUUAACCGGCGACUUCAACAGCGAGAUAUUCGCUGCACCCAUGAAGCUGCUAAUCGGCGAGGAAGGAAAGAGUGAAGUCUGUAAAGAGACGGAGAUGUUGCGCUUCAAUCUCAUCGAUCCGGGCGAGGGUACUGUCUCCACGUACCAGGACAACUGGAUCACCGUGGACUACAUCCUGCGUUCACUUGACGCCAAACGAAAGCACAAGCUGCUGCCAAUCAGCGUCUACUCACUGCCCACGAUUCAAACCUGCUUUCGCGUGGGCCAGAUUCCCAAUCACUAUCUGGGCUCGGACCAUUACGCCAUGGGCGUCAUAUUCUGUGUUGUCUAGUUCUUAAGAUUGUCCCCCUUAUCAUCUACCAGACAUUAAAGUGUUCCAACUCA
Molecule: messenger RNA, 1241 nt
Organism: Drosophila serrata
Lineage: Eukaryota; Metazoa; Arthropoda; Insecta; Diptera; Drosophilidae
Gene: angel
Product: protein angel
Molecular function (GO): 3'-5'-RNA exonuclease activity
Source: RefSeq, a predicted model, not a curated record